Messenger RNA from Macroventuria anomochaeta, 264 nucleotides. RefSeq names its product CoA-dependent acyltransferase. Gene Ontology annotation, molecular function: catalytic activity; phosphopantetheine binding. Lineage: Eukaryota; Fungi; Ascomycota; Dothideomycetes; Pleosporales; Didymellaceae. The record is from RefSeq and is a predicted model, not a curated record. The transcript has a single exon. Gene Ontology annotation, cellular component: cytoplasm. The annotation marks the transcript as partial. Gene Ontology annotation, biological process: secondary metabolite biosynthetic process; amino acid activation for nonribosomal peptide biosynthetic process.
GCCACUGUUUUGAGGGCGGCCUGGGCGAUAGUACUUGCGCGGCAUUGUGAAAUGGACGACGUAUGCUUCGGAGUUUCGAUCUCGGGCCGCCACGCGCCUGUCCCUGGCCUGGAGAAGAUGGCCAGCCCGCUGGUGACCACAUUUCCAGUCCGAUUACGCCUUGGUCCCAAGCAGAAAGUGACCAACUUGCUACGUCACGUACAAGCGCAUGCGUCUGCCAUGACUCCACAUGAACAGUUCGGGCUGCAAAACAUGACUAAGCUC